Messenger RNA from Exaiptasia diaphana, 1148 nucleotides. RefSeq names its product oral-facial-digital syndrome 1 protein homolog. The coding region runs from base 90 to 1046 and encodes 318 amino acids. The transcript is spliced from 7 exons. The record is from RefSeq and is a predicted model, not a curated record. NCBI's taxonomy places the organism in Eukaryota, Metazoa, Cnidaria, Anthozoa, Actiniaria, Aiptasiidae.
AACAUAUUGUUCGAUCGAAUGGCAAAGUCUUGCUUCUUUCUUGUGUCUCUUCGUUGUUUUCAAUUCUUUUAGCUUAAACAAUUUAGAUAAUGGGUUCWAGUCCUUCAAAGAAUGAAGUUGUUCACAUAAGGAUCCCAUCAGCCAAACAACGAAAUAAUUCAAGUGGUAAUGUCAAGAAGAUUCCCAAUUCUAAGGAAAAUACCAUAGUUACAGAUUACAUUGGCCCAUCACAGGAAGAGGUCGAACAACUUAAAAARGAACUGGAUAAUUUAAAAACAGAACUCAGAAUUCAGAAAGAAAAUUGUUCACAAGCAGAAGAUAUGUCAUUCUCCUUUCAGACUCAGCUUGAUGAAAGAGAAAGAGAGAUAUUACUAUUAAGAGAAGAAGUAUUAAGCUUUCAAAGUAAAACAAUGACUGMAGAUAAAGUAUUGGAGGAAGAAAUGCCAGUUGAAGAAAACUUUGACAGAACAGUUCAGGCAAAAGACCAUUAUAUCAAUACUUUGGAAGAUGAACUAAAGAACAUAAGGCAAAAAACAAGCACACAGAAUGAAAGAUAUCAAAAAAAGAUGAAGAAACUCAAAGCUGUGUUGUCAAAGUCUCRACAAGAUUCUUCCCUCAAAUUAUUUGAACUCAAAGAUGAAAAUACUAAAUUAACAGAAGAAAAUACAAAGUUACAAGAACGAUUGGAGAGAUUAAGCAUGGAUUCAGRAGAGUUCAGUCGACAGAGCAGUGCAACAAGUACGCGCACAAUUCACAAAGUACUUGARAAAACUGAUACUGAUGAUGAUCACCAUGACGACCCUCGUAUGAAAUUAAUCCUUGAACUUUCACAACAAGUUGCAACUCUGGAYGCUGAAAACUCAAAAUUAAAACAAGAACUKAAACAUUGCAAAAAGAUUKCAGAAAARGUUGAAAAAGUUCGAAUUCAAAAGAAGAAAAAUGGUGGGAGAGUUUCAGAAGUUGUUGUUGUUGAWAAAAGUGCAUCKACAUGGAAUACUAUUGAGAGCAGAAGCUUCUCUCAUUUAGAAAUAGGAGAACAAGCAUAGAAAAUGUUAAAAAAGUAUUUUUUUGAAUUUAUUGUGAAACUGUAAAGAGGUUAUUUUAUUAGAGAUUAAUACAAAAAUUAAAAUUUCAUAKUAUAAAAUAUA